CAAAUGGCUAAAGACCGACCACAAUUUCCGAGAAAGGCGCAGAUCACCCAACUCUGUACAAUUUAUACUUUAGAGUACGGUAUUCCCGCUUGUAUCGUAGCGAAGUCGGUAUCGGCAUUUCUUCCUCUCAUAAUUUCUAACCUGGAGUCGUCCACAGUUCAACCAUCUACAGCAUCAAGACGAUGAAGUUCACCGCCGCCUGUGCCCUCACGCUUGGUCUCCUUGUCACACAAGUGAUGGCUGACCCUGAUCCAAUGCGCACCGAUGUAGAGCUUGAGCUUUCCUGCAAGAAUGUCAAGUUCGAUAGACUCACUCUGGAGGAGCAGGAAUUCUCGGCCAAAAUUUUACAAGACACGUACGACGCCAUCCAUCUUAUUGCUGACAAUGGCGAUCAGGAGCUCGGCAACGUCCAUUUUGACCAUCCCGUCAUGAAUGGGCGUUCCGUCAAGGCUGACGGAGAUACCGAGGAAUGGGUGCAACGAUGGAGUAGCAUUAAUGGCGCCUACUUUGGAGGUUGGGUUUGCCGUUUUUGCUACGAUCCAGACGAUUUUGACGAGACUCUAAGCGCCGAGAGUAACAAGAUGCUCGGUAGCAGAAAGACCCAGAAAGAGUGGGAGAAGGCCGUCACCAAGGCGCUCAAGGAUGGUCCCUUCACUACCUUCAGUCGAGCCGAUAAGUGUUCCAUCGACAUGCGUGCCGCCAACGAUCUUGCCGAGACUGUGGUCCAAUUGAAGGUUACGGAAGAGGACGAUCCCGAGCCUAGCGAGACCGAUAUCGAAAUUGAUGUUGGGUGUAAGGGCCUUGACUUUCGCAAGUUUGACCUCCCGAUGGCUGCCUUUUCUAGCCGCGCGCUACAGGAAUCAUUCAAUGAGGUCCAUCAGCUGGCUGACGACGAUGACAAUAUGCUGGACCACAUCCACUUUGGUGGUGCUUUGGACAGUACAUUAGAGACAAACGCCCUUCGUCGUCGAAAACCUUUUCGACGUCACACCAAUCGGUGGAGUAGCGUCAACGGCGCGUACUUUGGAGGCUGGAUCUGCCGUUUUUGCUACGACCCGGAUGACUUCGACGAAACUUUGGAGGGUAUGGUAUCCACUAGCAUGAUUGAGAAAAAGAACAGGAAGAAGAAGAAGCGAGAUAGUAGCGACAUGCACAAGGCCUGGGAAGACAGGUUUCUUGCCAAGCUUUUGGACCAUCCGAAACAAGUGUUCAAGAGCGCCAGGAAAUGUAGCAUCGAUUUUUCUGACAAUUCGGACUGGGCUUACGCUUCUUCCCAGUAAAGAUCACACAGAUCAGAAGGUACCAAGCUACAAAGCAACGUCUCCCGCAAUGAACGGUUGAAGACGGUCGGAGGUUGGGUGGUCGCAGUGGUUGGUUACAGACAAAUGUACACCGUGCCUAUUCCAAGACCUCACGAAUUAAUAAAUAAGUGAAGUAACAUUUCUUAAUCGCAACAUCGUGGCUCCUUGUUUAUGCGUUGCUUUGCUUCAGUCUCGAAUUGCACGUGUCGAAGCCGGUCGUCCGUCCACUAACUGUAAGAUGUAUGAAAGCGGACCGGGAGCAAGAU
Phaeodactylum tricornutum CCAP 1055/1 is the source of this 1567-nucleotide messenger RNA. RefSeq lists its product with no specific name. Lineage: Eukaryota; Bacillariophyta; Bacillariophyceae; Surirellales; Neidiaceae. The transcript has a single exon. Bases 183 to 1280 code for a protein of 365 amino acids. The record is from RefSeq and is a predicted model, not a curated record.